AUGACAUACCUUCGUGGUAGCGGUGGGAGUGGUGGCGACGGUGGUGGCAACAGUGGGAGUGGUGGCGGUAGCCGUAGUGGCAGUCGUGGUGGCGUUGUUCAGUGGGGAGUUUCUGGCGGUGGCCAGAUGCAGCUGCGGCAGCUUCCCCGAGUGACCCUUACAUCCCAGCAGCUCCGUGAGUGGUACGCUCAGCGUUGUGCGUCUCGGAGUACUGCUCGCUGCCCGUACGUCAUUUGCACAGUGUUUGGCGACGAGGCUGAGCUCCCCCGCUGGCUAGAGCUGCUUCGGGACAAAGUGGAUAUAUUUGCUCUAGACUAUGCCGCUAUUUUUACUGCCAUGUAUGCUUUGACUGCUGGUACUGAGGGUGACUGUUACCUGUGUGUGCCGCCCGACCCUGGUAUAGAGGCUGCUGCUCUAGUUCUUGCACGUUCCUCCACUGUUCUCCCGUGUCCGGCGGUUCCGUCCGGCUCACUGUCAGGUCUCCACCUCCCCUCGUUCUCGACGAACUUGGUGAGUAACGCGGUCCUUCAGGAUGCAGGGGUUGAUACCUUUACCCCUGGAGGCCAGCGUGUGGCGAUCUGCACGUGCUCCCGAACAGGCCGUCACUUGGCCACGUUCACCCGUCGGCCUGGGUCGAGUCUGUACACACUGACUACUGCGCCUCCUCACUUUGCUGCGUCUGCUCAAGUGUCCGCCUCGUGCUCGUGUCGACUCCUGUCGCACCAGACUCUCCUGUGGCACCACUGCCUUGGUCACCCCUCCCUGCCUCGCCUCCGUGGCACGCACUCCCGUCUUCUUGUGUCUGGUCUUCCCAGGUCUCUCCCUCCCCUCCCUGCCUCGCCUGCGCCGCCCUGCAUUCCUUGCGUCGAGGGGCGGCAGCGCGCCGCUUCUCACUCCUCCUUUCCCCCGACGACUGCUCCCCUGCAGACUCUCCACAUGGACGUGUGGGGCCCAGCCCGCAUCAAUGGACUGGGCCGCGAGCGAUACUUUCAGCUGGUUGUUGACGACUACUCGCGUUACACCAUGGUCUUCCCCUUGCGCAGCAAGGGGGAGGUCCCUGAUAUCUUGAUCCCUCGGAUCCGCGCUGUUCGUCUCCAGCUCCGCGAGCGGUUCCGCACGGACCUUCCCGUCCUGUGUCUGCACUCUGACAGAGGUGUCAUGGAGGUGGCUCGUACCUCCAUGAUCCAUGCGGCUGCUCCCCAUUUUCUGUGGCCGUUUGCGGUCCGGUACGCUGCGCAUCAGCUCAACCUCUGGCCCCGUGUCUCCUUGCCGGAGACCUCGCCUACACUGCUUUGGACGGGGAAGGUUGGCGAUGCGUCGGUGUUCUGGUUCUCGUUUUACCACCCCACCUCGCGCCGUGUCCUGCCCUCUCAGGACGUCACUUUUGACGAGUCGGUUCCCUUCUACCGUCUCUUCCCCUACCGCUCUGCCCCUCUCCCCCCUCCGCCGCUCUUCCUCGCUCCAGGUCCCCCUCCGGUAGACCCCCUCCCCCCUCAGGGUCCUGCUCCUUCGAGUGUCUCUCAGGUAGACCCACUUCCCUUAGCUGAGCCUGUCGAGGUCACUGGUGACUCUGGUGCUGCUGGGGGUGGUGCUACUCGGGGUGCUGCGUCUGGGGGUGCUGAGCCUGAGCGUGCAGAGCCUGGGGGUGCUGAGCCUGAGCGUGCGGAGCCUGGGGGUGCUGAGCCUGAGCGUGCGGAGCCUGGGGGUGCUGAGCCUGUGCGUGCGGAGCCUGAGGGUACUGCGCCUGGGGGUGCUGCUAGGGGUGCUGAGCCUGGGGGUGCUGAGCCUGGGGAUGCUGCGUCUAGUGAUAGUCCUUCGGUCGCGCUGCUGGAGCUGGAGGCAAAGGAGCUGCAUGCACUGGCGCUGGAGGUACUGGAGCUGGAGGCACUGGAGCUGGGGGCACUGGCGCUGGAGGCGCUGGAGCUGGAGACGCUGGAGCUGGAGGUGCUGGAGUUGGAGGCGCUGGAGCUGGAGGCCCUGGAGCUGGAGGCACUGCCGCUGGAGGUACUGGAGCUGGAGGUACUGGUGGUACUGGGGUUGCUAGUCCUGGCGGCACUGCUGGAGGCACUGUGGAGCCUCUCUCCCCACAGCAGCUGCGCGAGUGGUUCGCUCGGCGCACCCGCCUUUGGAGUCGCGCUGCUGCAGCUGGCGACGCUAGAGCUGGAGACACUGGGGCUGGAGGCGCUGGCGCUGGAGGCACUGGAGCUGGAGGUACUGGAGCUGGAGGCGCUGGCACUGGAGGCAAUAGAGCUAGAGGCACUAGACCUGGAGACGCUGGAGCUGAACGCGCUGGCGCUGGAGGCGCUGGAGCUGGAGGUGCUGGCGCUGGAGGCGCUGGAGCUGGAGGCACUGGAGCUGGAGACACUGGAGCUGGAGGCGCUGGAGCUGGAGGUGCUGGAGCUGGAGGCACUGGAGCUGGAGACGCUGGAGCUGGAGGCGCUGGAGCCGGAAGUGCUGGCGCUGGAGGCACUUAGACUCGAGACGCUGGCGCUGGAGGCGCUGGAGUUGGUGGCGCUGGAGCUGGAGCUGGUGGCACUGGAGACCCUGGAGCUGGAGGUACUGGUGAUGGAGACGCUGGAGCCGGUGGCGCUGGAGCUGGAGGUGCUGGAGGCACUGGAGCUGCUGGAGACGCUGGAGCUGGUGGUGCUGGAGCUAGAGGUGCUGGUACUGGAGACCCUGGAGCAAGAGGUACUGGUGCUGGGGGCACUGUGCAACAACACCCGUUUUUCUUGCCGCUGCCGCAUCUGUCUGACCUACCGUCUGAGUCGACCCUGA
Closterium sp. Yama58-4 is the source of this 2775-nucleotide messenger RNA. The record is from the annotation of a GenBank genome assembly. NCBI's taxonomy places the organism in Eukaryota, Viridiplantae, Streptophyta, Zygnematophyceae, Desmidiales, Closteriaceae.